AGAUUUGUUACCGGAAUCGGUGAGGGAAUUGGUGACCGUAUAAAGAGGAACAGAGUUUGGGCAUUAAUCGGGUAUACCGGGUAAACCCGACCCGGAUUAAACCGUGGUUAAUCAUUUAACCCCCAUACUUAAACUGCAUAAGUAACCAUGGUUCAUACAAACCCAGUGUCACGCCCCUCUUCGCUAUAUCUCUAGCUUUUUUUUUUUUUUUUUGUGUGCGCGUGUGUUUUCAUAUCGGAGAAGACGACUCUUCGUUACGUGUUUCCUCGUCGGAAGCUUACUCGGUUAUCUCUUUUUUUUUUUUAUCUUUAGGCUGGAAAAAAAUUGUAGAGACACGAAGAAGAAGGGUUCAUUUUCGAAAUCGAAGCCGCAAUCACUUUACUGGGAAAAUUUACGUGUGAUUGAAAUCUCUCUCCUGGAGAAUUCUUCGCUUCUGUCUAUCAGGGAAUUGAAGGUGGAGAGACCUGGGUUGUCGGGUUUCAGUCAGUAUAUCGAGUUCUUACUGAGAUUUUUUUGUUGAAUGCGUUCGGUUUCGGAGUGGGAAAUUAGGGUUCUUACGUUGAUCUCUUGAAUCUCAAGGCCUCGCUGGGUCUGGCUUUCUCUAUAAUUCAGUUAUUCUUGUUUUUUUGGGCCCUUUUUCUCUGGGAGAUAAAAGCCGAGAUGAAUAUGGGUGAACGAGGAUGGGAUGAUGAAGAGAAGGCCAUGGUUAGCGCAGUUUUAGGGCAACGAGCUUUUGAUUACCUGAGAGCUAGUCCGGUUUCCAACGAGAAUUUGUUUGCGACAAUGGGAAGCGACGAGAGUUUGCAGAUCAAGCUCUCCGAUCUGGUGGACCGUCCAAACUCGAUGAAUUUCAGCUGGAACUACGCAAUCUUCUGGCAGCUUUCGCAGUCUAGAUCCGGACAUCUGGUCCUUGUCUGGGGAGAUGGGUGUUGCCGAGAACCGAACAAGGAAGAGGAAUCGGAAGCAGUCGGAGCCCGCAAUGGCGGACUGGAAGAGGAUAACUGGCAGAACAUGAGGAAAAGAGUGCUGCAGAAGCUGCACAGAUUCUCCGGUGGAUCUGAUGAGGAUAAUUAUGCUCUUGGAUUGGAUAGAGUUACAGAAACGGAGAUGUUCUUCUUGGUGUCCAUGUACUUCUCCUUCCCCAACGGAGAAGGUGGCCCUGGAAGAUGUUUUGCAUCAGGAAACCAUUUCUGGAUAUCUGAUGCUAUGAACACUGCUUCCGAUUACUGCUUCAGGUCCUUCCUCGCAAAGUCUGCUGGAAUCCGUACAAUUGUCAUGGUCCCCAUGGAUAUGGGUGUUGUCGAGCUCGGUUCUGUCCGGUCUUUGCCUGAAAACAUGGAGCUGGUUCAUUCUGUAAGGUCUUUGUUCUCGACCAGGGUGCAUCAAACGGCUACCCUUUUCCCAUACCCCAUGAACGAGAGGAGAGAUGAUGACAACAACGUGGAGAAAAACACAGGAGGUGUUCACAAGCUCUUUGGACAGGAACUGGGUCACUCGAACUCGAACCACUGUCACGCCUUUCCUCCUUUCAGAGAGAACAUGGCAUCAAGAAAGAUGGAUGAGAGGUUUCCUCCUCAGCCAUGGCCAGAAGGCUAUCAAAGUCCGAGGAAUGGAUUUCAUGCUCUGACACCUCACGCAGCUCAAACGACGGCUCUUUAUGCAGCUCAAACAACGGAUAGCAACAUGCAAGGGCAGGUCAACGCAACUAAAGAAGAUGCCCAGCUAAAUAAUCACCAAUCUCCAAAGCCAACCAGCCAGAUGCAGAUUGAUUAUGCGGCCUCUUCUAAACCCUCACCAAAUACUGUGUCGAGAAAUUUGGAUUCUUGUCUGGAGAAAAGAGCGGCUGCGGCUAUGGAGGAGAAGAGGCCAAGAAAGCGAGGAAGGAAGCCUGCUAAUGGAAGGGAAGAGCCACUGAACCAUGUGGAAGCUGAACGGAUGAGGAGGGAGAAGCUCAAUCAACGGUUCUACGCCUUACGUUCAGUCGUGCCCAACAUCUCGAAGAUGGACAAAGCGUCUCUCCUCGGAGACGCCAUUGCUUACAUCAACGAGCUUCAGGAGAAGGUCAAGGUCAUGGAAGCAGAGAGGACUGGGACAGGAAGCUCACCAUCACCAGGGGAACCAAACCCAAGUCUGGAAUCUUCCAACUUGAUUCCAGAUGUCGAGUUCCAGACCCUGAACGACGAGGUUGUCGUGCAGGUGAGUUCCCCACUGGAUACGCAUCCCGUUUCAAGAAUUAUUCAAGCGGUCAGAAAUUCUCAGGUCAGUGUCUUGGAAUCCAAGUUAUCACUCAUCAACGACACGGUGUUUCACACGUUCGUGAUCAAAUCUGAUGGGUCGGAGGUUCUGACGAAAGAGAAGCUGAUGGCGGCGGUUUGCCCGGAAGUCGGCUCCGAGGAGCCGUUACCGUCAUCCGGGUCGCAGGUUUCCGGUAGCCUCUGACGUAGUAACACAGUGUCGGUUUUCUUGUUCAGGUCCAUAAACGAAUAGAUCAUCUUGCUUUAGGGGAAUCUCAGUUUUCGUAUCAUUGUUUGACGCUAUACGAAUCUCCGAUCAUUACAUCAAUAAUUCAACAUAGUUUUGAAAUAUUAUCAAUUUUUUUAUUUUA
Molecule: messenger RNA, 2605 nt
Organism: Tarenaya hassleriana
Lineage: Eukaryota; Viridiplantae; Streptophyta; Magnoliopsida; Brassicales; Cleomaceae
Product: transcription factor ABA-INDUCIBLE bHLH-TYPE-like
Exons: 2
Coding region: 661-2439 (592 amino acids)
Biological process (GO): regulation of DNA-templated transcription
Cellular component (GO): nucleus
Molecular function (GO): protein dimerization activity; DNA-binding transcription factor activity; transcription cis-regulatory region binding
Source: RefSeq, a predicted model, not a curated record